This is a messenger RNA of Erinaceus europaeus (western European hedgehog), 4924 nucleotides long. Its product is annotated as rho GTPase-activating protein 27. The record is from RefSeq and is a predicted model, not a curated record. Gene Ontology annotation, cellular component: cytoplasm. Gene Ontology annotation, molecular function: protein binding. The transcript has 13 exons. Gene Ontology annotation, biological process: signal transduction; regulation of GTPase activity. Bases 176 to 3604 code for a protein of 1142 amino acids. Lineage: Eukaryota; Metazoa; Chordata; Mammalia; Eulipotyphla; Erinaceidae.
UGGUAGGGAGGCCAAGAGUUGGAAGCUGAGGGGCUGCUGCGGCCAGGAGCACCCCGCCCCUUUCCCCUCUCCUUUUGGUCUGCUCAUCCUAAACACCGCAGUUCUGUCCCAGGCUCUUGUAAGAUCAUGACAAGGUGUCAUGUGAUUCUCUGCAAGAGCUGCUGCUUGAGUGGAAAUGCUCUCAGUGGUGGAGAAUGGACUGGACGCCCGGGCUGCCAUCCCGGUCAUCAAGAAGAAGCUGGUGGGCUCCGUAAAGGCACUGCAGAAGCAGUAUGUGUCUUUGGAUACAGUAGUUACCAGCGAAGAUGGAGAUGCCAACACCAUGUGCAGCGCCCUGGAGGCUGUGUUUAUCCAUGGUCUGCACGCCAAGCACAUCCGAGCUGAGGUGGGAGCAAAGAGGAAGAAAAAUGCCCACCAGAAGCCCCUGCCUCAACCUGUGUUCUGGCCCCUUCUGAAAGCCAUCACCCACAAACACAUCAUCUCGGAGCUAGAACACCUGAUCUUUGUCAGUACAGAUGUGGGCCGCUGCCGGGCAUGGCUGAGACUGGCCCUCAACGACGGCUUGAUGGAGUGCUACUUGAAGCUGCUUCUGCAGGAGCAGGCCCGGCUGUGCGAGUACUACCAGCCCACAGCCCUGCUCCGUGAUGCUGAGGAGGGUGAGUUCCUCCUCAGCUUCCUGCAAGGACUGACAUCCUUGUCCUUCGAACUCUCCUACAAGUCUGCCAUCUUAAAUGAGUGGACACUGACCCCGCUGGCCCUCUCUGGCCUCUGCCCACUCUCUGAGCUUGACCCCCUCACUACCUCCGGUGCAGAACUCCAGCGGAAGGAGUCCCUGGACUCAAUUUCCCAUUCCUCGGGCUCAGAUGACAUCGAAGUACAGCAUUCAGGUCAUAAGAUUCGGCAGGACAGAAGGUUCACUGCCUCCACCCUCAGUCUGGACACAGCCACCUCAUCCCAGCUGUCUUGCAGCCUGAACUCUGACAGUUGCCUUCUCCAAGAGAAUGACUGCAAGAGCCCAGACCAUUCUGAGGAGCCCGUUUCAUAUGACUCAGACCUGGGCACAGCAAAUGCUGAAGAUUCAGACCCAUCUCUGCAAGAGGUGUUGUCGGAAUUCAGCAAAGCCCAGGUAAACUCUGUACCAACCAACCGACUGGGCCAGGAAGCAGACAGCCCUGCCCUGCAGCCCCCACCCUCCCUGGGUGGCCUGGACCCCAGCCCGCGGCUGCACCCUAUCAUGCCUGCAGAGCCCCACCCCACCCCAGCAUCCAUCAGGAUCCCUGGUGCUGGCUGCAAGCAGGAGUUGCUUUCACAGAUGUGUGCCACCCCAACCUUACAGCUGCAGGGUGAUGUCCAUGCUGCACCCUCAGGAGAUCGUUCCCACCAGCAGCCUCCUGGUCCUGAGAGAGAGCUGGCCUCAGCCGGCCAUCAAGGCAGUGGACAGCAGAAGCCAGUGAAGGAUGAAGAUGCUGGACUGAGCCUCGUGGUUCCCUCUCCCACCAGCCCGAAAAGCCGGAACUGGAUCUCAGAAGACGACUUCUACCGGCCUCCCCAGGAGCUGCCCACAGAGAGCCCUCCAGAUCACCCCACAGCUUUCUCCAGAGGGGCUGCAGAGGCCAGGCCUGGUCUUCACAGGCAUUUUUCUCAAGGUCCAAGAAAGAGCUGCUCCUUGGGGGCCUUAGACAAAGCGUGUGUGCUUUCCUCUGGGAGCCAGAAAAGCAAGGCAGCCAAGGUGCAGGAGCAUAAGAACUUCUGGGUGGUGCACCGCAGACAGAUGGGGCUAUCCAACCCAUUCCGGGGUCUCAUGAAGCUGGGCACGCUGGAGCGGCGGGGAGCCAUGGGCAUCUGGAAGGAGUUCUUCUGUGAGCUCUCCCCACUGGAGUUCCGCCUCUACCUGAGUGAUGAGGAACGCACCUGUUUGGAGAACUGCUCACUGCUGCGCUGUGAGUCCGUGGGACCGGCCCAUAGUGAUGGCCGCUUCGAGCUGGUCUUUUCUGGCAAGAAGCUCACCUUUCGUGCCCCCUCCAGGGAUGAAGCUGAAGACUGGCUGGACCGGGUACGGGAGGCCCUGCAGAAGUGCCGGCCCCAGCAGGAGGACGAGUGGGUGUAUAUCCAGUACCCAGAUGAGCCUGAGGACCCUCCAGAGGCCCCCCAGGGAGGUGCCCCUCUCCACUCACACCUGCGUCCAGAGCCCGAGACACUCCAGGGCACGCCAUUAGACUGGUCCUCUGCCCAUGUCCCUGAGCAGGACGCCAUAAAAGAAUCUCUCCUGUACCUGUAUACAGACAAAACCUGGGUGCCCUAUAUUUUCUCCCUGUCAUUGGAAUCUCUGAAGUGUUUCCGAGUGAAGAACAAUGAGAAGAUGUUAAGUGACAGCCACGGAGUGGAGACCAUUCGUGAUAUCCUGCCAGAUGCCAGUCUCGGGGGCCCAGCCUUCUUCAAAAUCAUCACGGCCAAGGCUGUCCUGAAGUUGCAGGCCAGGAAUGCCAAAGAAGCAACACUCUGGAGAGACUUGGUGCGCAAGGUUUUAGCAUCCUACCUGGAGACAGCAGAGGAGGCUAUGACACUAGGUGGAAGUCUGGAUGAAAACUGUCAGGAGGUGCUGAAGUUCGCCACACGGGAGAAUGGUUUCCUGCUACAGUACCUGGUGGCCAUCCCCACGGAGAAGGGCCUUGACUCCCAGGGCUGCUUCUGUGCAGGAUGCUCCCGGCAGAUAGGCUUCUCAUUUGUGCGACCCAAGCUCUGUGCCUUCUCUGGCCUAUAUUACUGUGACAUCUGCCACCAAGAUGAUGCCUCAGUGAUUCCAGCCAGGAUCAUCCACAACUGGGAUCUCACCAAGAGGCCGAUCUGCCGGCAGGCCCUUAAGUUCCUGACGCAGAUCCGGGCACAGCCCCUCAUCAAUCUGCAGCUGGUGAACUCAUCCCUGUACGACCACGUGGAGCGCAUGCACCUUAUUGAGAGGAGCCGUGAGCAGCUGAAGCUUCUGGGGGAUUACCUGGGCCUGUGCCGAAGCGGGGCCCUGAAGGAGCUCAGCAAGAGGUUCAACCAUAGGAAUUAUCUCUUGGAGUCUCCCCACAAGUACAGUGUUGCUGACCUCCAGCAGAUUGCAGAAGGGGUGUAUGAAGGAUUCCUCAAGGCCCUGAUCGAGUUUGCCUCCCAGCACGUCUACCACUGUGACCUGUGCACCCAGCGUGGUUUCAUCUGCCAGAUCUGCCACCACCAUGACAUCAUCUUCCCCUUCGAGUUUGACACCACAGUCAGCCUACACAAGCCACCCAAGAAACCAGUCAUCCUCAGCUUGAGCAGAUGUGAGGAAACUGCUCAGCCCCAGCCUGUGGGUGGUAAGAAGGCCAGGCAGGCAGGCCACCAGUGGGACACAGCCCAUCAGCUGGGCCCCUGCCUUCCUUCACCCUCUGCAGGUGCUUGGAUAAUGUGCCAAAUCACCCCAGGACCAGCCACCCCACCUCCACUCCUUGACAUACCUUCCUCCCCUAAAAAGCCCAUAACCAUUCUUCCUGUCACAGCCCCUGGGGCCCUUCUUAAGCCUGCAACCUUGGUCCCUGUGGCAGAAAGGAUGGCUGAGAACCAGCACUGUCAGCACUUUUGAACCUUCCUUAUUCCAGGGAAGGGCCAUUAUCUUGCCCACCCUCAGCCCUGUGCCCUCCUGGCUCUGGCCUUAGACCCACAGCCAGGUGGGCAAGGUGUGGCUGCAGUCGCUCUGGGGAGAUGCACCCAUCCACCCACCUGACUGAGCAGUUGAGACAGAGCCCUGCUGGACCCCCAGAGGGUAGAAGUCCAGGUGAGGAGCCAGUAUGCCCACCAUGGCUAUCAGAUGCCACACUGGAGCUGUGAGCCCCUGGCCUUCCAUGAAGAGCUCUGCUGCUGAGAUGGACAGGGGAGUCGGGGAGAAGCCACUUGCUGGAAGGAUGCUCAGCCUGAGUUUACAAAGCCAUGAAUUCAUGACACUUUACCAGAUUGGCCCAGUAAGGGCACUGCCAGGGACUAGAAGAUGUGCUGGAGCACUAUCACCUUUAUAAAAAGGAGGGUGAAGCCUGGAAUUGUCUCCAAGGUGACAAUUAACUCUUAAGGUGUGGGAGGCACUCUGGAGGUGAUGUCUCCACUUUCUGUCUCUCCCCCCCCUCCACCGCCCCCGACACACACACACACCUUUCUGGACCCAGCAGGCCCUUCUCAGCCUGGAGUCGUCUGGCCAUCUUUUCCUGUGCUUAGUAUGGACUGGAGGCCUCAGGUGCAGAUGGCUUGUCACCAUCAAGAGAUGAGCCUCCUCCCACCUGUCCAUUGAGGUGAUUCUGCUGCUGAGUCACCUGCCCAGCCCUGUGGAACUGGGUAAAUUGUGCAAUAGAAUGGCGACAGUAGUAGGCAGGGAGGGAGAGGCCAUCUCACAGCUUCCCUAUGUACUGAGCACUCUGGAGCUGCCUCCUGGACAGGAAAGUGGAUCCUGUCCUCACCCCAGCCCCCAGCCCCAACCAGCAUUAAUGCUGCACUGCAAACAUGGCCUAGUCAGAUCCCCAUGUGGGCAGAAACCUGGCCUGGUAGGGGUAGCACCCCCUGAGCCCUGUUUUCCUGAGCUUGUGAGUCUACUGGAUUCCAGAGGUGCCCUAGGAGUCAGCAGGAGUGAGGCCCUGAGGAACCUACUGCCACUUUCCUGGAAAUUAUUAGCAUUAGUGCUGCCCCUCUCCCCAAACCAAAAAGCUGCUACUGCUUGCAGAUGAGUUGACUUCUGCCUGCCUCACCUCCAAUGGGAAGCUGAUAGUAACCUCAGUAUCUAUCUCCAUAAUGUCAUUUUAUGCAAUAAACUGUUUCUGGUAAGGGGCCCUGGCCCUGAGAAGUGCUUUACCAUGUAUUGAAGGAACUGCUGUGUGUGUGAUGUUUGAGUGAUAUUACAGUAAAGACCUAAUCUUUCUAA